Molecule: messenger RNA, 3114 nt
Organism: Papaver somniferum (opium poppy)
Lineage: Eukaryota; Viridiplantae; Streptophyta; Magnoliopsida; Ranunculales; Papaveraceae
Exons: 7
Coding region: 1-3114 (1037 amino acids)
Source: RefSeq, a predicted model, not a curated record
AUGAAUAAAGAUUGGGUUCAUUGGCCAAGGGGUGAUCUUCCAUAUCAAGAGGCCUUGAAGAAUUUCAUAGAUACCGUUUGUCAGAGACUUGGAAAUCCUUCUGAAUUCAGUUGUCCUUGUGUUGAUUGUAAGAAUCUCACUUUCCCACUUCCUCCGAAAGAAGUGCAUCUUCACUUGCUGAAACGAGGUUGGGAUCCUACGUACACUGAGUGGGUUUUUCACGGGGAGACUAUACACACUUCUACUGAUGUACACCAAGAGGGAGCAACAAGGGGAUCAUAUCAUAUAGAUGCUGCUGUUGAAGCUGAUGCACAUAUCGAUCAGGGACAUGAACCUGUGCAAGAUGAGGGUUUGGAAAACCAUGUGGAAGAGGCGGACACACCGUUAUAUCCUAAUUUUAAAACACACACAAAUUUAUCCAUCACUGUUGAAUUGUAUAGGCACAAGACAGUAAAUGGUUUAUCUAGGAAAUCUUUUGACGAACUUCUCAAGACAAUCGGUUCCUUGUUGCCGCCAGAUCAUUGUCUUCCUUGCUCAACAUAUGAAGUGAAAAAGUUGCUGAAAUCUUAUCAAUUGACUUACCAGAAAAUACAUGCUUGUAUUAAUGAUUGUUGUUUUUUUAGAAAAUAUUUGAAAGAUGCAGACGAGUGUCCUAAAUGUCAUUAUUCUAGGUGGAAGGCAGACACAUCUAACAUGGACGAUGCUGAAAUGAUAGACAAUCCGCAAAAGAAGAUACCGGUGAAGGUGCUUAGGUACUUCCCCAUUGUGCCGAGAUUGAGAAGAUUGUUUCAAUCAGCAGCACUGGCUGAGCAGUUGAUAUGGCACGCGACGAACAAGAAUAAGGAUGGGAAGAUGCGUCAUCCAACAGAUUCUUUGGCUUGGAAGCACAUAGACAAAAAGUAUCCCGAGUUUGCUUCAGAUCCCCGUAAUUUGCGUCUUGGGCUUGCUGCUUAUGGAUUUAAUCCAUUUGGUGAUCUUUCCGCAGCCCACAGUUGUUGGCCAGUGAUGCUCGUGGUUAAUAAUUUGCCCCCUCAGUUGUGUAUGCAAGGUGACAACAUAAUUCUGAGCAUGCUGAUUCGAGGAAAAAAACAACCGGGUAAUGACAUUGAUGUAUACUUGCAGCCCUUGAUUGAUGAUCUUUUUGAGUUGUGGGAGAAAGGGGUGCAGGUAUAUGAUGCGUUUAGUAAAACAGAUUUUAACUUGAAGGCGUUAUUAAUGUGGAUAAUAAACGAUUUCCCUGCAUAUGGUAAUUUAUCUGGAUUUACGUAUAAAGGGAAGGAAGCCUGUCCUCUUUGCGGUGAAAAUACACUUUCAAACUGGUUGGCAUUUAGUCGUAAAAAUGUCUACUUGAAUCAUAGGAGAUUUCUUCGUCGUAAUCAUCCUCUUCGGCAGAAAAAAGACUGGUUUAAUGGAGAGAUUGAGAGGAAGGAAAAUCCACCUGUUAUGUCUGGUGCUGCGGCACUUGAAUGUCAGAAUAGUAUUACAAAUGAUUUUGGGAAAGCGGAGAAGAACGAGGAGGAGAUAAGGAAAAAGAAAGAGCAAAAGAAGAAGAAUAAGGGCAAUAGUAGUGCGGCAGCAAGUGCAAAUGUGGGUAAUUCUAAAUGUGGGAAGCGGAAAAGGGAUGUUGUUGCUGAUGCGGCUAUUUCUGGUGCAAAUGAUGAUGAAACUGAACCUCGGGUGUUUAACAAACGGUCAAUAUUCUUCGACUUGCCUUACUGGAAGUCCAAAACAAAAGACGGUCUAAAGUCCCGCAAUGAUCUGAAGAGUAUGGGAAUAAGACCAGAAUUACAUCCAGUAGAGAUAAAUGGAAAAACGAUCCUUCCACCAGCACCAUACUGUUUAAAUGACAAGGAAAAGGCUAUAUUGUAUAAUAGGAUGAGAAAUUUAAAGGUUCCAUAUGGUUUUAGUUCUGAUCUUAGAAAGCAUUUCUCAGAAGAUGGUUGCUUAGGUGUUCUUAAGGCUCAUGAUUACCAUGUUCUUCAUCUCCAUAGAUUAAUAGAACUUGAAGUAGAAGUUGCUGAGACUUUGUGUAUGUUGGAGAGGUACUUCCCUCCGUCACUUUUUGAUGUCAUGAUGCACUUGACAAUUCACCUAGCUCGAGAAGUGCGAUUAUGUGGACCUGUACAAUAUCGUUGGAUGUAUCCAUUUGAAAGGUAUAUGAAGACAUUCAAAGAAUAUGUAAAGAAUUAUGCACAACCUGAAGCUUGUAUAGCCGAGUGUUAUCUUGGAAUGGAGUGUGUUAGGUAUUUUGAUAUUCGUAAGGCCCAAGCAGCUGAAACAGGAGUAAAGCAAAGGCGUAACGAAAACACUCAAAAUGGUUCCACACCGGCAGCACGUCCUCUUUCUAAAGGUGUCCAAGUGCGUAUGGAUAGUGAGAAGUUAAAGAUAGCUCACAGAUAUGUGCUUUUUAACACACCCGAAAUUGACCCAUAUAUGAUAAUGCAUAUGGACGAGUUAAAAUCUCCUGCUGGGAGGGCAAUUACUAGUGAAGACCAACUCAAUUCCAUACAGUCUGACACAUUUGCAGAUUGGUUUCAACAAAAGGUUAAGAUGCAAAUUGAACAAGGCAUGCCAAUAUCACACACGGUAGAAUGGUUGUCAUAUGGGCCGUUAGAAAACUGCAUAUCAUAUAAAGGCUUUCUUAUCAAUGACACUAGGUUUAUUACGAAGGAUGUUAAGAGAGUCACACAAAACAGUGGAGUUUCAAUUGAAUCAACAACCUUAGUUGCAGGAUUGUCAGAAACUAGUGGGUUCUACGGUGUUUUAGAAGAAAUUCUAUUGUUGGACUACAAUCAUAUGUUUCAAAUUCCAAUAUUCAAAUGUGAUUGGGCUCACACCAAUUUUGGUGUGAAGGUAGAAGAUGGCUUUACAUUAGUCAAUUUAAAGCAGCAUAAGAACCAAUACUGUAACGAUCCAUUCAUUUUAGCAAAGCAAGCGCGACAAGUUUUCUAUUCUCGAGAGUCAAAUACAUCUAACUGGUAUGUGAUGGUGAAACCACCGCCUAGGGGUUUCCAUGAAUUAGAGGAAUACAAUGAAAAGCAUGACACAAAUUUCCAACCAGUGGAUACUUCAACUCUUGUUUCCAAAUGGAUGACGAGAGCGAGAGUUACUUAA